Messenger RNA from Orbicella faveolata, 2336 nucleotides. RefSeq lists its product as uncharacterized. The record is from RefSeq and is a predicted model, not a curated record. Lineage: Eukaryota; Metazoa; Cnidaria; Anthozoa; Scleractinia; Merulinidae.
AUGGCCGAUGAAGCUCUUCAGCAAGAUCCUGAUGAAUCCUGGAGGAUGGAUCAUUUCCCAGGUCCAAAAUAUGACUCUGUAGUGCCCCGGUGUUUUUAUAAGCCUGCUAUUUGGAAGCCGUACACCCCAGAUAUUUUUAACGACUUGUCUCCUUACUACAACACCUACAUAGUAAAUUACAUGAUAAAUGACCAGGUUGAUUACGUUCCACGUCCGGGGUGGGGAACAAGAGCCACGACUCUUAGGCUUGUAGAUCCUGAUGAAUCCUGGAGGAUGGAUCAUUUCCCAGGUCCAAAAUAUGACUCUGUAGUGCCCCGGUGUUUUUAUAAGCCUGCUAUUUGGAGCAAGAAUGUGUCUGGAAAAGACACCAGUAGGGGAAGCACAAGACUUCCCCCGAUACCAAAAGUAGCUUAUCCAAGAUUCCAGCAAAAACAGUAUCAGCAUUUUAACAUGAACUACUCACAUGUACAGCCAUUCAGAAGCGAAAUAAACCGCCUCAAGGAAACCAAAGCGCAGAAGAGAAUGAAACAAGACCACACUAGGACGCUGAACGACUGGCAGCGAAUGAAUCUGACAGAACUCAAGGUGCUGCCAGAACAGUCUCGGUAUCAAGUCAAGAAAGCCAUCAUGUCUUACCUGGGAACAUCAAAAGGAUCAAACAAAGCGCUUAAACCUCUUCUGAGUGAACUCAACACUGCAGAAUAAACAGCGCAGUCUCGGAAGAGAAAAUUUCCUCUACCGGCUAACAGGAAAAAACUUGCCUUAUAGUUUGUCGGUAGCUAGAAGAAACAUUUCUGUCCUUUUAAUUUGAUGCUUGAUGCAAGAUUCUCCCGAGCUGACGAUUUUGCGAGCAUUACUGAGACCCUGUAUACUGUAUUGCCUGGGAGAAUAUUAUAUCGUCAACACUGAAGAUUUUGGUCAUGCUCUUCUUGGGCGAACUGGUUACCUUUAUAAAAAUGAAAUAUUCAUUUACUAAGUACCGCAACAAAAGCAAUUCAGGGACCUAGAAGUUGGAGAUAGGAGUGCUAAUUAGAAUGUUUCCGUCCGUCUCAGGUCAGGUUAGGAUAUUCUGUGACCUGUUCAAUUUUUUUUUUUAAUUUGUAUGCAACAAAACAGAAUGACCGAAUGCUCUUUAAAGAAAAUAUAUUAUUAAAAAAAGUAAAGCUGCAUGAAGAGCAUCGAGCUGUUGUAAAAAUAGAAUACAAAUAUUUAUAACAAGUGUGGAGAGAACAACCUCGUUCUGAUGAUGUAACUCAUAUAGACAGUGUGUUAAAGCGAGGCUGAAUGAUCGUGUGAGAAAUGUGUGGAAAAUAUAAAUUAAGAAAAACAAAGGUAGUAAUUAAAUAAGUUAGAUUUCAACCAGUGUGUAUUGAUUGUAAUUUGAUACUGAACAUAAAUAAACGCAAAAUUAAUUUCUUAUUCUCUUACAGCAAUGAGACAGUUUCGUUUAAAGAACAAAAGCUUCAUGUGUUUGUCCAAAAAUCUCUGGGAGGGAAAUAAAUAUGCCAUGUGAUCCUAGCCUGCCAUCAGCCGACUCUCUCCCAGACGCUCGCUCUUCACGACCAUUUCGUCUAUGGUUUUUCUGGUCGGGUAUUACAAAGACGCGAGGAUUGGAGGGGGGGGGGAGUUUAAACUUUAGACACCUUCCGUGGGAGGGGUAUGGAUAUUUUAUGGAACAACACAUUCAUCCAAAUGGCAUUGACCUACACUGUACAGGCUUUGUAUGUUCCGUUCACAUGUUGCACGACUUACUCUACGGACGUUCAUUAAGCGGCGUUCAGUAAUUUGUCUGAACAGGCAAUGUUAUGCGUUCAGUAAUUUGUCUGAACAGGUAAUGUUAUGGUCCAAGCUCGGUUUGUGAAAUUCAGUGACAGGAGAAUGUCAUCCAGGCAGCAACCUGACUUUUAAAGUGGCGGUAAAUUGGGUAUGCGGUACAUGUUUUAAUCCAAAAAUUCUAAGGGACACUGACCGCUGGAAUAAAUAAGGAGUGCAUAUUGACAAAAAAAUAUUGGCCAAAAUUUGAUGCUCACUGGAAAUCGAAAAAUUCAUAACUUAAGCCCAGGCCAAACCUUGAACUUCACAUGAGAAGAACUAAUUUGCUAUUUGAGUCGAUCCAAAUGGGUAAAGCUUGACAAUUAAGUCAAGCGUCUGACAAAAAUUCCAUCUGCUUCAGAUGGAUAGAACGUAUUGGUCGACCUAAAUUCAGUUGGAUGAACUCAGUUGAGUCAAGCGUCAAACUUGUCAUGAACUUAAUUUGCUCAGUUUAGUUUGUCUCUUGUGAAGUUCGACGUUUGACCUUGGCCUUAGUGUCCUUCACAGCCAUUAUUUUGGACAUC